UUUCUGAGCUCAUCAGCUCGCAUCAUCACUCACAAGAUGCUGCAACGGCAAUCCAACUGAAUUCGAUCCCCAAGUACCAGGCUAUAUAAAUCGAAGCCAUUCUCGCCAUGGAUGAGCACACAACACACACAAGAAAGAAGAAGAAGAAGAAGACGACGGCGAAGAUGAAGGGAGCGGCUGCGGUGGCGAUGGUGGUGGUGGCCGGCUGCUUGCUGGCGGCGGCGGCGGUGUCCGUCGUCGACGGCGCGGUGACGUGCGGCGACGUGGACGCGAGCCUGCUGCCGUGCGUGGCGUACCUGACCGGCAAGGCGGCGGCGCCCUCGGGGGAUUGCUGCGCCGGCGUGAGGCACCUCCGGACGCUGCCCGUCGGCACCGCCGAGCGGCGGUUCGCCUGCGACUGCGUGAAGAAGGCGGCGGCGCGGUUCAAGGGGCUCAACGGCGACGCCAUCCGCGACCUCCCGGCCAAGUGCGCCGCGCCGCUGCCGUUCCCGCUCAGCCUCGACUUCGACUGCAACACCAUUCCAUGAGCAUUCUGAACUUCUGGAGAUGGAGAGUUGAGACAAAGCUAGAAUAAUGAAGAUGGUUCAUUUCAAGUGAACCUGUUGCUAGUUUGUACAACAAGCUGCAUGCAUGCAUGCAUGCCUGCCCCUUCUUGUUGGAGACAGUCAUGCUUAAUGUUUUUUUUAUCUACAAUGAAUAAUAAUAAAUAAAAAUAUCUCCAAUUUAUUUGGAAUA
This is a messenger RNA of Oryza sativa Japonica Group (Japanese rice), 735 nucleotides long. NCBI's taxonomy places the organism in Eukaryota, Viridiplantae, Streptophyta, Magnoliopsida, Poales, Poaceae. The record is from RefSeq and is a predicted model, not a curated record.